This is a messenger RNA of Myotis lucifugus (little brown bat), 811 nucleotides long. Its product is annotated as dual specificity protein phosphatase 10. Lineage: Eukaryota; Metazoa; Chordata; Mammalia; Chiroptera; Vespertilionidae. The transcript has a single exon. The record is from RefSeq and is a predicted model, not a curated record. The annotation marks the transcript as partial.
AUGCCUCCGUCUCCUUUAGACGACAGGGUACUAGUGGCACUGUCCAGGCCCGUCCGGCCUCAGGAUCUCAACCUUUGUUUAGACGCGAGCUACCUGGGCCCCGCCGCCCCGGGCGGUCACGGCCACCCUCCGGUCAUCGCCACCACCGUCGUGUCCCUCAAGGCUGCGAACCUGACGUAUAUGCCCUCAUCCAGCGGCUCUGCCCGCUCCCUGAAUUGUGGAUGCAGCAGUGCCAGCUGCUGCACUGUGGCCACCUACGACAAGGACACCCAGGCCCCGACCCCAGCCGUUGCCGCCGGCUCCGCCACCACUGCCAUCGGCUCCUCCGGCACCUGCCCCACCACCCAGAUGGUCAACAACAAUGACAACGCAGGCUCUCUGAGUCCGUCCGGUGGGGUGGGCAGCCCUGCGGCCGGGACCCCCAAGCCGCUAGCCAGCAUCAAAAUCAUCUACCCCAACGACCUGGCCAAGAAGAUGACCCGCUGCGGCAAGAGUCACCUGGCCAGCCAGGGCCCCGUCAUCAUCGACUGCAGGCCCUUCAUGGAGUACAACAAGAGCCACAUCCAGGGAGCCGUCCACAUUAACUGCGCCGACAAGAUCAGCCGGCGGAGGCUCCAGCAGGGCAAAAUCACCGUCUUAGACUUGAUCUCCUGUCGGGAAGGCAAGGACUCUUUCAAGAGGAUCUUUUCCAAAGAAAUUAUCGUUUAUGACGAGAAUACCAAUGAGCCGAGCCGGGUGACGCCUUCCCAGCCAUUGCACAUAGUCCUCGAGUCCCUGAGGAGGGAAGGCAAGGAGCCUCUGGUGUUGAAAG